AUGGUUCGAGCCAGUAUUCUUCACGCUUGUCUCAUCACAGCAUUCGUGUCGGCGAGCGUCCUCCCAGUCGAGCCUUGCAAGAAUGGAACAGCCACAAUCUCGACGCGACAGCAAGAACUCAAGCCCAUGAACUCCAAAGAGCUGGAAGACUCUAUCAAGGAAGAAGCUCUCCUUCAGAAGGCGCGCGAACUGCAAGAUGCCGCGUACAAGUCCCCGAUGAGGAACCGAAUGUACGGAACGCCUGGCCACGAAAAUACACUUCAGCUCAUUGAGAAUUAUUUGAAGACUGUUGAGGAGCAUUACACGAUCGAGCGACAGGAAUUCAAGCACAGUGACAAUGACCACCAGGAAUGGAACGGGACUUUCACCGUGGCUGGGAAGCAGUACGAUCUCGCAAUCAAUCGCCAUUACUACGGAACGACUGACUCGACUUCCACUCACAACAUAACUGGCAAGAUUGCGCCCAUCGCGAAUUUUGGGUGCAAUCCGUCAGACUUUCCGCCAAAAUCAGACCUCCAGCACACCAUCGCUCUGAUUCGAAGGGGAAAUUGCACGUAUGAGGAAAAGUUGGCCGAAGCAAAACUGUCUGACACUAGGGCGGAAGCCGUAGUCAUAAUCAACAACUCUACGGAGCCUCUGGCAAAGGCUGCAGAGCUGACCUCGUUCGGCUGGCCCAAGCAGGACUCAGAGCCACUCAUUGUGAUCUCUCAAGCGGAUGGUGAAGCUCUUGCUACCAUGGCCGCCAGUAUCUCAACUGAGGGUGUGCUCCAGAUGCAAGAACUUCAGGAGAAGAGAAAGACGUACAACCUCAUUGCACAGACCAAGCGAGGGGAUCCGGACAAUGUUCUUGUUGUCGGUGCUCACUCCGACUCAGUCUUCGCCGGUCCUGGCAUCAACGAUAAUGGCUCUGGUCUCAUAGCGAUCCUUGAAACAGCUCUUCAUCUGCCGAAGUAUGCUGUCACAAAUGCCGUUCGCUUCGCAUUCUGGUCGGCAGAAGAGGUUGGAUUGGUAGGUUCCGAGAAAUAUCUCGAGAGAUUGCACGACAGUGAAAAGGACAAGAUCAGGCUGUACUUGAAUUUCGACAUGAUCGCCUCUCCGAACUUCGUCUAUGGUCUCUAUGAUGGGAACACGAGUGAAUAUGCCGAUGCACCUCUUCCAUCAGGCUCUGCGGAAGCGGAACACUUCUUCCAAAAGUAGUACGAUGGACAAAGGCUGCCGCACAUGAAUAUGGACUUCGACGAGGGUUCGGACUACUUCGAGUUUCUGAUGGAAUGCAUCCCAUCAGGCGGCAUCGUCACUGGCGCCGAAGAGAUCAUGACCGAGGGACAAGCUGCAAAAUUUGGUGGACGAGCAGGAGUCGCUGCCGAUGAGAACUACCACGGCUUUGGAGAUACCGUUGAAAACCUCAAUAUGACUGCAUUUCUCAACAAUGCGAAAGCCGUCGCUGCCGGCGUCGCGCACUUCUCGACGACUUUCGAAUCGAUCCAACCAAGGAACCGCAGCUGUGAAUGGGUUCGAAAGAUAAAGGAGGAGGAUUUGUGA
Cercospora beticola is the source of this 1542-nucleotide messenger RNA. RefSeq lists its product as uncharacterized. NCBI's taxonomy places the organism in Eukaryota, Fungi, Ascomycota, Dothideomycetes, Mycosphaerellales, Mycosphaerellaceae. The record is from RefSeq and is a predicted model, not a curated record. Gene Ontology annotation, molecular function: metalloexopeptidase activity. Gene Ontology annotation, biological process: proteolysis.